UCUGUGAAUGUAAACAACAACCGGCGUUUUGCGCUAACGAGUUAGCGCAAUAUUUUAGUUUUUACAGACAGAAAUCACAGAACAUCAACCUCAACGAGAAUAAUGGGUCUACGCAAGGAUGAAGAACAUAUCAAAGAUAACAGAAACGCUUUGGGGUUGAUUGAGACACCGAUUAGCUUGGAGCCUUCAGUUAUGAAGACCGAGCCAAAGGGACUUUCUCCAAAGAAGAAUCUUCCCUCCAGCUCGUUCUCUAAUUCACCUCGGCGUAAGAAGAAGACGGGAGUCAGGCAAGCAAGGAGGAUUGAUAACAACAAUUUCUUGAAGACAUUGCUUGAUGAAGACUACCAAGUUGGAGAGCCAGAUAUCAGUGACUUUAUCUCCUCGCAUUCCAGUGCUUUUGAACAACUCUUCUUACAGGAGAAAAAUAUGGAGAUCUGGAGUGAGUUCAUGAAUCGAUCAGGAGAGGAACAGGAUCGUUUCCUACAGGAAGUAGAAGAAGGCAUGAUCCGGGUUGCCAAGAAAGCAUCCCUUGAUCAGGACAAGAAUGGUAACAGUUUUACCAAGCCAGAGGUCCCAGCUAAAGUAGAGGAGGCUCCAGUGGAGGUCCAGGACAAGAGAAGUGAGCAUCCAGCUCACUCACCCAAGGACUGCUUCAAUAGGAUCAGUACUCGUCUUCAAACCAUGCUCCGACGAAGGCACCUCCCAAAGGGAGCCAUUGAGCUCCAUGAAGAAGAACUCCUGAUGUGGUUUGCGGAGGAUCCUGGAUCAGUGUUCAUCUCCACGUUACAUAGUAGCUUUGAUCGGCUCCUUCUCCAUGCUGUUUGCCAGUACCUAGGCCUCAGCUCAGAAAGUUUUGACUGUGACGGACAACGGCAAACCCGUGUGGAGAACAACAACGAAUCGUUCCGUCCGCCUGCUGUUCUCCUCUCAAGCUACCUGGAUUCAUUGAGAUAAUGAAAAGCUUCUGAGGAAAAUCCACCACAGGGAUAGUCCAGGUAUAACCGCUUCCCACAUCAUUCUUCUUGUCUGCAAGCACACACAACCACACAUACAACACACAUAUUAUGUGAUACAAUCUUUAAAGGUGCUUCAUUACAUAAUCAUGAAAGAAUCAUGAUACAAAAUUAUCGAUUCACAAAGUCAAAUGUUUAGUGAUGUGAAUUCAUAGUAUCUUUAAAUUCGACAUUGUGAUUUUGAUAUUAUGAUAAUAGCAAUGAAAAUAACAAUUUUAGGGUCUUCAUGUAGUCUUAACAAUCAGAAUACGUAAGUAAAAUGGUGCAUUCUGGGAAUGAGACCAAGAUCCAAUUGGGUAGUUUGGACUUAAGUUGAUACUAUUCAAAGCAGAUUUGUCACUUUGCAUUUAAAUUUGAAAUGCAUACAUGUAUUGUAAAACAGGACAGGUUAUGAUAGGAGAGAUUGUUAUGGGGGGAAAAUAUGCCAAAAGUCACAUCAGUGGAUCUAACUCCAAAUGAAUGGAUGGCAUAUCAUUGGAAAUAGCAUAGUAGAUCUUGGGCCCGUAACACAAAGCUUAGCAAUUAUCGUAGAACAUUUUUCUACGAUCGACUCCAUUGACUACAAUGUACAAUCAAUCGUGAAAAUCAAGUGUACAAUUAAUUGCUAACCUUUGUGAUACUGGACCCUGGUCAGUCUGGGGUUGGUUUCACAGAUGUAAGUUGGGCAAUAUUUGGUCCAUUGGAAGACUGUUGAUAUUACGUAUAGGUACAUGUAGUCAUAAUCAUUGAAUUCUGUCUUCAUAAUGGCAUACAGAUAUAUAUGUGUAGUGAAAUAGAGCUCUUCGAUCAUGUUAGCAUACAGUGGCGGAUCCAGGAUUUCAAAAUAGAGGGGGUGCAAAGAGCAACUUUGAUAUUAGAGGUAGCGACAAAGACAAUUUUAUUGGAGCUAUAGAUAAAGGUUCAUUCAAUGAGUGAUUAACAAAAAUAUAAAGGGGUGCACCCCACUCCCCUGGCCUGGAUCCGCUACUGUCUUUUAGGCAAAUAUUCUUUGUAAGAAUCACUGUCAAAUAUAUCAUUUCUCUCGAAAAAAUAAUAGGAAUAACUGCGCAUGACAUCGCUGUAUCGUAAACGACUACCUUGCACAUUGUUACUCUUUCUAAGUGAAUAGCUGUAGUAUGUGUGUAUGUAUUAUGUACCAUGUACAAGUUUAAGGUAUAUUUAACUAUUAGC
This is a messenger RNA of Lytechinus variegatus (green sea urchin), 2183 nucleotides long. RefSeq names its product R3H domain-containing protein 4-like. Bases 103 to 954 code for a protein of 283 amino acids. Gene Ontology annotation, molecular function: nucleic acid binding. Lineage: Eukaryota; Metazoa; Echinodermata; Echinoidea; Temnopleuroida; Toxopneustidae. The transcript has 7 exons. The record is from RefSeq and is a predicted model, not a curated record.